UGAUUGGACGAGACGGUGGUGUAAAAAAUGAUCCCGUGUGGGCCACAAAGAACGGUGCCCCUGUUAAUUACAGUAAAAUGGCGCUGUCGUCUGCAGGAGGAACAAAGAAGAAAGUUUGUUAUUAUUAUGAUGGCGACGUUGGUAAUUAUUACUAUGGCCAGGGUCAUCCCAUGAAACCCCACAGGAUCCGUAUGACCCACAACCUCCUGCUCAACUAUGGACUGUACAGGAAGAUGGAGAUAUAUAGACCCCACAAGGCCAGUGGAGAGGAGAUGACCAAGUACCACAGUGACGACUACAUCAAGUUCCUGCGUUCCAUCCGGCCAGACAACAUGUCAGAGCACAGCAAACAGAUGCAGAGAUUUAAUGUGGGAGAGGACUGCCCAGUGUUUGACGGCCUGUUUGAGUUCUGUCAGCUCUCAACAGGAGGCUCUGUCGCGGGGGCAGUGAAGCUGAACAAGCAGCAGACGGACAUCGCCAUCAACUGGGCCGGAGGACUCCAUCAUGCCAAGAAGUCUGAGGCCUCUGGGUUCUGCUACGUCAACGACAUAGUCCUCGCCAUCCUGGAGCUGCUCAAGUACCACCAGAGGGUGUUGUACAUAGACAUCGACAUUCACCAUGGAGACGGGGUGGAAGAGGCUUUCUUCACCACAGACCGGGUCAUGACGGUGUCCUUCCACAAGUAUGGAGAAUACUUCCCUGGUACCGGAGACCUGAGGGACAUUGGAGCAGGGAAAGGGAAGUACUACGCUGUAAACUACCCUCUCAGAGACGGCAUCGACGAUGAGUCUUACGAAGCCAUCUUCAAACCUGUGAUGGCUAAAGUGAUGGAGAUGUUCCAGCCCAGUGCAGUCGUGUUACAGUGUGGAGCCGACUCUCUCUCAGGAGACAGACUGGGCUGUUUCAACCUGACCAUCAAAGGUCAUGCUAAGUGUGUUGAGUACAUGAAGAGUUUCAACCUGCCUCUGUUGAUGUUGGGAGGUGGAGGUUAUACCAUCCGUAACGUGGCCCGCUGCUGGACCUACGAGACCGCUGUGGCUCUGGACAGCAUUAUACCUAACGAGCUGCCUUACAACGAUUACUUUGAGUACUUUGGUCCUGACUUCAAGCUCCACAUCAGCCCGUCUAACAUGACCAACCAGAACACCAAUGAUUACCUGGAGAAGAUCAAACAGAGGUUGUUUGAGAACCUGCGCAUGCUGCCCCACGCCCCGGGGGUUCAGAUGCAGGCCAUCCCAGAAGACGCUCCACACCCGGACUCUGGAGAUGAGGAGGACGAGAGCCCUGAUAAACGCAUCUCCAUCUGGGCCCAUGAUAAGAGGAUAGCCUGUGAAGAGGAGUUCUCUGACUCUGAGGAUGAGGGACAGGGAGGAGGUGGAAGGAGGAACGCUGCCAACCACAAGAAGACCAAACGAGUCAAGACUGAGGAGGAGAAAGAGAAGGAGGCAGAGGAGAAGAAAGAUGUGAAAGAGGAGAAAGAGACUGAGGAGAAGAUGGACACAACAGGGCCAACAGAAGAAACGAAGACGUCCUGAAGUGGGAGCAGCAGAUAAACAGGGGCUUCCAGUUGUGAAUCUAAUCAAUCGAAAUGGACUGUAAAUUAUUCUCUUAACACAGUUUUAGUAUUUCCUCAAACAGUCAAAUGUUUUAGCCUGUGUCAGUGUUGAAAUGCUCUUUUAUUAACUCAUGUCUCUGCCACCUAAUUUAAGUAGUUUUUUAUACCAUGUGUUAGUUAUGGAGCCUGAGGAUCUGAAGCAGGAGGGUCCCAUUUCAAUAGUCUAAAAAAGCCUGGUUGGGAUUCAAUCCAAGUUCGUGCUGUCGUGCACACUGCUCUCUAACAGACGUACGGUCGCUUCAAAUCAAAUGUAUUUAUAUAGCCCUUCGUACAUCAGCUGAUGUCACAAAGUGCUGUACAGAAACCCAGCCUAAAACCCCAAACAGCAAGCAAUGCAGGUGUAGAAGCACGGUGGCUAGGAAAAACUCCAAAACCUAGAGAGGAACCAGGCUAUGUGGGGUGGCCAGUCCUCUUCUGGCUGUGCCGGGUGGAGAUUAGAAACCUAGAGAGGAACCAGGCUAUGUGGGGUGGCCAGUCCUCUUCUGGCUGUGCCGGGUGGAGAUUAUAACAGAACAUGGCAAAGAUGUUCAAAUGUUCAUAAAUGACCAGCAUGGUCAAAUAAUAAUAAUCGCAGGCAGAACAGUUGAAACUGGAGCAGCAACACGGUCAGGUGGACUGGGGACAGCAAGGAGUCAUGUCAGCUUGAGCUGAUGUUGUACAGACGGUUACCGUCAGGGGGAAAUGCCUUUACUGUGUUGUCGGCGGUCUAGUGCGCUGCUCUGACAGGGCUUGGAUUGAAUUCCUACCUUAUUUUCGCUCUCUUCACUGACCCGAGGUAACUUGGUGAAAGCAAAUCCCCCUGAGGCCAUACUGCUUUCACAGUUCUCAGAUCAGUCCAGAUGAAGACUUGAAAAGGAAUCCACUUCCCACUGCAAACAUUCCCCGUUGAACAAUAGUCACUAGCUCGAAGUUAUUUUAAAUCACAGAUCAACAUAUGUUGUGUUUUACUUCUCCCAGGGUUAGUUUCUGACUGUACGCCCCAUGCUGGCUUCCUCUUCUCCCAGGGUUAGUUUCUGACUGUUCCUCUCCAUGUUGGCUUCUCCCAGGGUUAGUUUCUGACAGUCCCUCUCCAUGUUGGCUUCUCCCAGGGUUAGUUUGACUGUUCCUCUCCAUGUUGGCUUCUCCCAGGGUUAGUUUCUGACUGUUCCUCUCCAUGUUGGCUUCUCCCAGGGUUAGUUUCUGACUGUACGCCCCAUGCUGGCUUCCUCUUCUCCCAGGGUUAGUUUCUGACUGUACGCCCCAUGCUGGCUUCCUCUUCUCCCAGGGUUAGUUUCUGACUGUUCCUCUCCAUGUUGGCUUCUCCCAGGGUUAGUUUCUGACUGUUCCUCUCCAUGUUGGCUUCUCCCAGGGUUAGUUUCUGACUGUCCCUCUCCAUGUUGGCUUCUCCCAGGGUUAUUUUCUGACUGUUCCUCUCCAUGUUGGCUUCUCCCAGGGUUAGUUUCUGACUGUACGCUCCAUGUUGGCUUCUCCCAGGGUUAGUUUCUGACUGUUCCUCUCCAUGUUGGCUUCUCCCAGGGUUAGUUUCUGACUGUUCCUCUCCAUGUUGGCUUCUCCCAGGGUUAGUUUCUGACUGUACGCUCCAUGUUGGCUUCUCCCAGGGUUAGUUUCUGACUGUUCCUCUCCAUGUUGGCUUCUCCCAGGGUUAGUUUCUGACUGUACGCCCCAUGCUGGCUUCCUCUUCUCCCAGGGUUAGUUUCUGACUGUACGCCCCAUGCUGGCUUCCUCUUCUCCCAGGGUUAGUUUCUGACUGUUCCUCUCCAUGUUGGCUUCUCCCAGGGUUAGUUUCUGACUGUUCCUCUCCAUGUUGGCUUCUCCCAGGGUUAGUUUCUGACUGUUCCUCUCCAUGUUGGCUUCUCCCAGGGUUAGUUUCUGACUGUUCCUCUCCAUGUUGGCUUCUCCCAGGGUUAGUUUCUGACUGUUCCUCUCCAUGUUGGCUUCUCCCAGGGUUAGUUUCUGACUGUUCCUCUCCAUGUUGGCUUCUCCCAGGGUUAGUUUCUGACUGUUCCUCUCCAUGUUGGCUUCUCCCAGGGUUAGUUUCUGACUGUUCCUCUCCAUGUUGGCUUCUCCCAGGGUUAGUUUCUGACUGUACGCCCCAUGCUGGCUUCCUCUUCUCCCAGGGUUAGUUUCUGACUGUACGCCCCAUGCUGGCUUCCUCCUCUCCCAGGGUUAGUUUCUGACUGUACGCUCCAUGCUGGCUUCCUCCUUACCUCGUUUUAUAUUUCUAAAAUUAACAAAAUGUUGACGUCUUUUUAUUAGGUCAUACAGAGGGCAGGACUUCCCCAACUGACAGGCUGAAUUUGUCGUAGUCAGAGCACCCCCCCCACACACAAUUUAUUUUUAUUCAUUGUUGGACAUAAGACUGUAAAAACACCAAGUAUUCCCACAUAAGAUGUGAUCGUAUGCAAUGUUUCAGUCAAAUUCUGUUUGCAAAAAAAAAAAAACCCAGUCUAGAAAGUAAUUCUCCUGACUUAUGACCCCUGGAACAAUCUAGCUUCCCCAUCAAGGAAAAACCCCAAGAUCAGCAUGCAGAGGCAACUUCAGCCUACACCGUUGGGAACCGGCUCACGUUUUAAACCCCUGGUAUUUUCUACUGUAAAGGUGACAGAUAUGGUGCUUGUUUUGGGUGUUCAGUUGUGAAAUGUGCAUAUAACUUGUUUUUAUAUAGGGAAGAAAAAGAAAAAACAUUUCUCAUCGACUUCGUACUUUUUGUGUUCUAAAUAACAUGAUAAAGGCAAUCAUUUGGUUUAUCUAGACAACUUGGCAGCUCAUUUCCAUGCAAAUAUAAAACUGAUGUUGC
Molecule: messenger RNA, 4412 nt
Organism: Oncorhynchus kisutch (coho salmon)
Lineage: Eukaryota; Metazoa; Chordata; Actinopteri; Salmoniformes; Salmonidae
Product: probable histone deacetylase 1-B
Exons: 14
Coding region: 78-1535 (485 amino acids)
Biological process (GO): heterochromatin formation
Cellular component (GO): NuRD complex
Molecular function (GO): histone deacetylase activity
Source: RefSeq, a predicted model, not a curated record